Messenger RNA from Paramecium tetraurelia, 1608 nucleotides. RefSeq lists its product as uncharacterized. Gene Ontology annotation, biological process: autophagosome assembly. NCBI's taxonomy places the organism in Eukaryota, Ciliophora, Oligohymenophorea, Peniculida, Parameciidae. The transcript is spliced from 2 exons. Gene Ontology annotation, cellular component: autophagosome membrane. The record is from RefSeq and is a predicted model, not a curated record. Gene Ontology annotation, molecular function: protein binding.
AUGAUUGAUUUAAUUGAAUAAUAUAGAACAGAAGAUAUUCAGCGGUUGUCAUAAUUGUUUAGUAAGCCAAUCACUUAAAGACUGAUGGAAGAUUAUUAUAAACAGAAUGAAAAAGCCAUUGAAUUUUAUUAAGAGUAAAAUAGGUUGUAUGUAAAAAUUGAAGGAAUGCAAGAAUGUGGAGUUCAACCAAAGGAAUUGAUUGAGUUAUAAAUGAGGAAUGAAGAGUUGGAAAGAUAAAAUAGAGAUUUAUACACAGAAGUCUAAGAAACAUCUAAGUAAUUAAGGCACUUGAAAGAAUAGAGCGAAUUAUAAUAAUAAUGCAUAAAGAAUCUAGAGGGGGAAAAAUUGGAAUCAUAAAAUAAGAUUUAAAAACUUGAAGACAUUCUAGAGCAAAAGAAUAAAGAUAUAAGAGAAAUUGUUGAGAGUAGAGAUAAAUUACUUGUAGAUAUCGAAUAAUUAACAAUUGUGAGAAGUUAAUUAGAAGAGAUGAUGUUGAGAGAGAAAAUGAAGAUCCUAGAAUAAUUGAAUGAAAUAAAUGAAUUGAAUGAAAGUGUAUAAAGAUAAAAAAGAGUAUUAGAACAGGAUCAGGAUAGAUUUAACAAAUAAUACAAAGAUAUUUAGACUUAAGGUAAAUUUUAAACUUUAGCUCCUUUGGCAACAGAAUAAUAAUUAGCAAAGAAUGCAUUCUUAGAUGAUAUACCUUAAAUGGUAGUCAGAAGGUUGAAUAAGUUCCACAAUGUAGAAAUUUAUGCUAUUGCUUAAAAUUUAAAUGGAACUUUGAUUGCUACUUGUGGAGGAGAUAGAACAAUUAGAUUAUACGAUCCCUUUAAUUUAACUUAGGUUUCAUAAUAUUAGACAUCUUCUGAUGAAGUUUUUACAAGUGUAGAGUUCUCUCCAUCUUAAGAUUGUAUUUUGGUAUCUUCAACAGAUAAUUCCUGUUAAUUAUUUUAUUUGUAAUAGUGGAAAUAGAAGAUGAGAGGAAGUGGACAUGUGGAUUAGGUCACUUGCUCAACAUUUUUGGGUGGAGACAAAGAUUCCUGUGUUUCAGGAUCUAAAGACAGAUAAAUAAAAUUAUGGAAUAUUAAUAAUUCAUUUUGUACAAGAACUCUGUCAACUGGAAGUCAAGUGUUAUCAAUCAUUAGUGAACAUAAUGUACCUGUUAUUAUUUCAGGACACAGGGAUGGAUCUAUCAGAGGAUAUUCAUUAAAAAGUGAUCCAAAGCCAAUUUUUUAAGAGAAAUCCUUUUUUGAUGAUUCGGUCACUUCUUUGUGCAUAUCGCAAGAUAAUCAUACAUUGUUAUGUUGUUCGAAGGAAGGUUACUAUAUUAAGUCUUAUGAUUUGAGAAUGAAUAAAUUAUUGAAGACUUAUGAACAUGAUAAGUACAUGAAUAGUCAUGAUCAUAACAUGAUCACAUUUGGACCAGAUGAGAAAUAUAUUAUUGCUGGAAAUUCUGAUAGCAGUCUGAUUUCUUGGAAUAUUAAUGGUAGAUUUCACAAGUAGUUAACAAAGGGUUAACAUGAAGGAGUUGUUCUAAGUGUAUCAUUUCAUCCUGUUUCUGGAUAAAUGUAUUCUGCAGAUACUCGUGGGAACUUAGUAAUUUGGAAAUGA